ACUUUGCAACACAUUUACGGGAACGCCUACAUGUUCCCGACCUGACGUUAUCGGCCCACACUAUAACCAGUGAGGAUGAUGUGCUCAGGGCAGACAUUACUAUGCGAUGUGAGCGAGGAACGACACCUAGAAAAUAUGAUGAAAACGACUCUUUUAGCCGUGGUUGUCUGUUUCAUCGGACUCACAACAACCACGUCUGUAUCAGCAUCAACUAACACAACGUCUGUAUCAACUAACGCAACGUCCCUGUCAACACCAACUAACACGUCUCUGUCAACACCAACUAACACGUCUCUGUCAACACCAACUAACACGUCCCUGUCAACACCAACUAACACGUCUCUGUCAACACCAACUAACACGUCUCUGUCAACACCAACUAACACGUCCCUGUCAACACCAACUAACACGUCUCUGUCAACACCAACUAACACGUCUCUGUCAACAUCAACUAACACGUCUCUGUCAACAUCAACUAACACGUCUCUGUCAACAUCAACUAACACGUCUCUGUCAGCAUCAACUAACACGUCUCUGUCAACAUCAACUAACACGUCUCUGUCAACAUCAACUAACACGUCUCUGUCAGCAUCAACUAACACGUCUCUGUCAACAUCAACUAACACAACGUCUGUAUCAACUAACGCAACGUCUCUGUCAACAUCAACUAACACGUCUCUGUCAACAUCAACUAACGCAACAUCUGUAUCAACUAACGCAACGUCUCUGUCAACAUCAACUAACACGUCUCUGUCAACAUCAACUAACGCAACAUCUGUAUCAACUAACGCAACGUCUCUGUCAACACCAACUAACACGUCUCUGUCCACAUCAACAAACACGCCUCUGUCCACAUCAACAAACACGUCUCUGUCGACAUCAACUAACAUGUCUUUAUCACCACCAACUAUCACGUCUCUGUCAACAUCAACUAACACAACGUAUGUAUCAACAUCAACCGACACGGCGUCUGUAUCGGCAUCAACAUCUGCUUCCAAAACUAUAUUGACACCUCCGCCACCCUCAAUGUCUCCGCAUCCCGAAAAGGCAUAUUUCAACUUGGGCUUUUCACUGAAGAUAAAUGCCACCUUUACAAACGAUUUGAAGAAUGUGACUUCUUCCGAAUAUGCCAAAUAUUCAAAAGCAUUCAAGUAUGUGCUUUCACAAGUCUAUGAGGAAAUUCCUGGUUUCAGCCACAUAGUUAUCAAGGGGUUUCGGAAUGGAUCCAUUAUCUGUGACUACACAGCUGUGAUCACAGCAACAGCCAAUCCUGAUGACGUCAUCCGAAGAAUCAAUGAUACCCUGAAAAAAAAGUUACAGAUGCCUCCUGUUGAUUCCAAAUAUCUCCAGGACACAUGGAUCAAAGAUCUCAAAGCAGCGGACGACGAGAUGGAAUCUAUUUGCAAUGCCGAGAAUAUUUGUGAUAUCGGCUACAAAUGUAAUGGGACUGGCAAUAGAACCAAAUGCACCAGUAACUGUGAAGGCGAAGAUUGUGGAGACCACGGAGUGUGUCAGUUGAAGGCAGAUGGCCAACCUAUUUGCAGAUGCAAAAUGCACCCAAAGUAUGUGUACAGUGGAGACAAGUGUGAGAUCAAAGCGGAACAACUGCUCCUCAAGUCUGAAUACAUUGCAGCCAUAGCGGGAGGAGGCGGCGGUGGCCUCGUUCUCAUACUGGUGAUAGCUCUCAUCUGCACAUGCGCCAGGAAGAGGAAAGCUAAAGAAAAACGUGAUGGCCCACUGUCUGCUUACGACGAGAGUCCGGGACAGCACUGGACAUCCCACUCUGGGGACCCCCGUCGACAUAACAACCCUGGGUAUGAGGCCGUCGAGAUGGACGUCCUCCCACCUCAACGUGCUCAACACGGCAGCGGCGAGGAACCGUUCUACGUGUAUCAGCCCUCGAACAUUACGACGCCGAUGACAAGAGCGAGCGCCGAGUACGCUUCAUUCAUGGACGAGGGAAGAACUGGUGCAGCUCACGACCUCCACAUCAAGAACCGCGCCGAUACCAGUUACACCAAUCGUUAUGGCAACGAUGAGCGCCACAACACAGGGGAAGGCGCGAGUCGGGACGCGGGCCACGUUCCAGCUUCUCUUGAGGCCGACAUCAUUGACGACGUCAGGAGACAUGACAGAAUGCGACAAGCCCACGACAGGACCGGUCCUAAUCGAGUAUCUGUUGCUGGACUCUAUCCUGAGAUUACUAAGCAUCCACGUGAUGGCAUAUCUAUCACCCCAAAUACACCCCAAAUGCAAAUCGAAAAUUCGAAACUCGAUCGUCGUGAACAAGAUGUCUAUCCGUCACGUGACCAUCGAGGACAAGAUGACGAACAGUCACGUGGUCGGUACCAUCACGGGCAAGAUGGCUAUCCUUCGCGUGACCAUCUGAGGCGCGUUGACUCUCGGUCACUUGAUCGUCGAGAGCAAGAAGGCUACCAGUCACGUGACCAACGGGGGCAAGACAGCUACAUUCCGAGGGACAGAAAUCUAGAACGGCUGCAUCGGGAAGAGCGAAUGUCGGACCGACAACGCCAGAGUCCUGGGAGCUUCGGGGAUGACAGACGGAGCCCGAGAGAAACCGACUAUGGACACCAACCGGCACACCCUUCGCCCUUACUUCGGCAGAAGGGGUUGGGGGAGAUGCGUCAUCCCCAUAGUUUCAUCACGACCCCCGACCCAGACUACGGCGUCGAUCACGGCAGCGUCACGGAACACGACAGACACAGGCCGAGCCAGAGGCGUGACAACGAUGCGGGGGAAGGAAGGCAGCUCUACAGAAACGAAAGUUAUGGGAACGUCAAUGACAGCCAAUUUGCCCGAGAUUUGCAGCGACGUCGCACAGAGAUCAAAUCUCAAGGUGAAGGUGUCAUGGACAGAAUGAUUGACACCAGGGACAGACGAGGGCAAUGGGAAAACUCGGACCGCCGGAAUGAGAACCGCUCCCGUCAACGACGGGGUGACUAUCAGAUGAACCAUCAUCUAUAGGACACCAAGUCAGUAACACCACCACAUACCGAUGUCAUGCAUCAACGACUGUAGUGCUUGAAGGACAUGGUGGAACGCCCUGAUAUCACCGGAAAACAACUAUCCUGAGCAACCAAAACAUCCUCGUUACCCAGGACAACCAGGGCAACCACAACCGGACACCCUGAGCAACCAAAACACCCUCGUUACCCAGGACAACCACGCCAACCACAACCGGAUACCCUGAGCAACCAAAACACCCUCGUUACCCAGGACAACCACGGCAACCACAACCGGACACCCUGAGCAACCAAAAUAUCCCGGGCAACCUCGACAAGCCAACCACCUACGACACCGCCACCGACACACUGUAAGCUCACAACAAAAAACAAAAUAUAUCCUGGACACGGCAACAACAACAACAGCAACUCUGACAUCCACGACAACAAAACACACUUUAAACACGUCAUCCAAGACACCCCGUAAUGUAGGACACCAGGCACACCGAACUCACUGUUGCCCAUAACACAGCAAUAUGUAUGUUUGCCUUUUAUUGUACGAUAGGUUUCAGACCGUUUGUAAGGUAAAGACAAUUUACCUUCAAUGUUUUACACUUAGUCAUAUUACUCGCCAUCAUCAGGUACAUAAUGAUGUCUUAUGAAGACAAGGGUAAACCUUUUGGAAAGGAAACCUCUAUCACUGCAUCUCAUGUCUUCAAAAGAGUUCGUGUUGUUUGAAUAUACUCUUGUCUAAAACUACAAUUGGGUCAGCUAUUUUUCGAUUUAUUUUGUGACAUUCGUAUAUAUAUGCCUGGCUGAAUGAUAUCAUAUCUCUGUAGGCCUUUGUGAAUAGUGAAAUGAUAGUUUUAUAGUUUGCAUUGAAAUCACAAGCCCAGUUUUCUAUUUAUAUAAUUGUUACACUGUUUGCAGUGAUGAAUGUAUAUGUUGUUAUGUACUUUAACAUUUAACCAUUAGCAUAUGGUAUGUCAGUUAAUAGUAAGUCGUAAGUUUUUCAUCGUCAUUCUGCACACACACAUAGUUCGUAGCCAUGACAACGCUCUCCGGAGAAAUUGUUACUAAGUAACCCCGGGUACCCAUCCUGUGCCUAACUGGACUCGAACUAUAUCAGAUGUUUGCAGAUAAUACAAUGUAUGGUUCACAGGAGCGUGUCUUAUGAACAGUAACUUUAGUUAGAUUUAUAGUUAUGAUCAGCAAACAAAUGUAAUUGAAAAUAUUCCUUUAGUAUUUUUCAAUUUUCAAUUCUAAGACAUAUUUUCGUAACUCCCCUAAUCUCAUUUGCCACAUGUUUGUUGCAUAUGGAGCCAGCAAUGUAAAAAUACUAGGUUACAGAAUGUUUAAUUUACGCAUGGCUUUUUUCCAGCGUACACAUGAUCUAUACUCAGAGGCUAAAAAAUUAUCACGUGUUUGUAAUCAAACUGUUUCAAAGCACUUGUCUCAUUUUUCUUUCAAUAUUUAGUGUUUGGUUUUUAAUUAGGCUCAAGGUGGACUUGAAGGAGAACGUUUAAUAUAAAAUUUAAACGGAUUCAAAAUUCAAUAUGCAUAUUCAGCUUCUUAUCUGUGUUUUUGUCACAAAUAUGCACAUUGAAACAUGAUUUUAACCACUAGCCACAAGUGAUGUAAAGUAGCUUGAAAGUGAAGAAAUGUGAAGUCAGCAAGUUGUCAAUACAACACACAUUGAAACGGCAUCACGCUUGCCUUGUCUGUCUGUCUGUCUGUCUGUCUGUCUGUCUGUCACAGCUAAAGGAGGAUUCCAUCAGUCGUAAUAUACUUACCAACAUCAUCAUCGUCGUCAUCGUCAUCUUUAUCUUCAUCAUUUCUAGUAACUUUAAAGUUGCCUUUGAAUAUACACUAGACUUUUUUUUAUAAAAGUAAAAUGUUUUCCAACUUUAAAUUCUGUUAUUAAAGACGAUAAUCAUGUCAUAUAUUUAUAUACUUAUUAACAAAGAUUGUUAUGGUUUCAACUGAACAUAAUACACAAUGUGUAUUGUAGCCAAUUCUUUAAGAAGACAUCGAGUGCUUUCAUGUUUUUUUAGAAUUGUAUACAGUUGAAGAUACCCAUGUCAAAUAUUCAAAUACUACUUUACAAACAUUAACAUUUAAUUGAGCUUAACAUAAUACUCAAUUUGAUAAUCUAUAUUUCUGAAAUACUGUGCUGUGUAUCUGAAAUAAUGUGCUUUUUUAUUUAUAAGUGUUUACGUUUGAAAAAUACUUAUGUGAAAUAUUCAAAUACCGUUCUACAAACAUUAACAUUUAAUUCAGCUGAACAAAAUACUCAAUUUGAGAAUAUGUAUUCCUGAAAAAAUAACUUCAUAUACAAAAGCAGACGCUUCUAUGCUUUUUUAUUUAUGAGUGUAUACUUUUGAAACUACUUAUGUCAAAUAUUCAAAUACUGUUUUACAAACAUUAACAUUUAAUUCAGCUUAACAUAAUACUCAAUUUGACAAUUUGUCUUGGAGCAAAUAUCACAUCAUGUAACAUUUUCUUUACUUACGUUUGUAUACAUUUACGUUUGUAUACAUAAUCAUGCCAAAUAACUCCCCUUAAAAGAAACGCAAAUGUUGUUUUGGUGACGUUUGAUGGAUCAACGUAAAGCAGCUGAAUUUUCAGAUACGACACACGCUACCGUAGUUAACACAAGUCGCUAACACGGACAUGACAUGUUCCAAGUCAAAGCCAUCUGCCAUCAAAGUAUCGUGCGUGCCCAACCUGGGGGUCAGUCAAGAACUGCCUGACGUCUCCUGCCUAUUGAGCAAUGAGGGUAGGAAUCAGCUCCUGGGGAAUGGUGGUCCAUGUGGCCUCUUGUGCCAGCUUGUGGCAGAGUCUACGGCUUCGGAUGACGCUUUCGCUCACGUCUAUCCAGUUCAUCCCAUAAAUGUUCGUUGGGGUUCCAAUCUAGUGAAAGAGGGCAUUAUCGUUCUGGAAAUACGGUGCGGGCGUCCUGCAUAAUAUGAGUGUCAUGUAGCCAUCCUGUGUCCUGUAGAAUCUAUCCUCGGAGCCGCUGUGUAGUUGUCCUGAACGUGAACCUGCCAUGGUGCAAGAUGACCCUACCUCCACAAACUGUCGACUGUAGGGAGUUUGGAGCAAAACGUUCACAUCGAGAACUAUACACAGAAUAUCUUCCAUCUCCACGAUGAAGCAAGAAAACGUGACUGGGUGAUUAACUCUCUCCUUCACAUAUGAGACAGAGUGUUCUCUGCGGACAUGACACCACUGACGUCCACGACUGAUGUUGGACCGCCAUAAAGACACUUGGAACACACCGUCUGGUUUGAAGACUUGCCUCACGUUGCUGGCCUCACCAUCUGGGCUGAUGUCCUUCGCAAAACGGGUAUGGCGAGUGCUGUAGAGAUUGUCCUGUGAUAUUGCUAACGAUUCCAGAGCCUUGUAAUGGCCCUCGGUCCUGGAAAUGCCCUGGCGACGGCCAACCUGGAUUCACCAUUCACCGGUUUCCAAGCGACCGAUGGCGUUGUUUUAUUCUGCACCACACAGCCGCGGCAUGGGGUUGCUACUUUGCAUUCGUCUAGAUAAAGAGGACAUGUUAACGAAAAUUCCUUAUGCUCAUGUAUUACGUUUCUUACUUGCGUUUUGGCGACUGCAACAAUGGCGGUACGUUUGGAUAUAUUAUUCCUGUUUCGCUAUGUGUAAACGCCUGAUAUAUAUGAUUUAAUUCAUUUUGCGUUUCUUUUUUGUGAAGUAUAAUUUGAAAACAUUACUUUUGUUUAAGCUGAACAUAAUACUCAGUUUGACAGCUUGCGACAGUAUCAGGCAUAUUGCAUAUUAACACUUGUAUAUUCAUGUUUAUGUAUUCGGAUAACCUGUCUUGUACAUGACAGUUAUAUAUAAUCAAGGUGCGCCAUCACAUUAAAAUGAAAGCAAUGACAGUAUUUUUAUGAAUAAAACGUUUGACUUAUUUUA
Molecule: messenger RNA, 6899 nt
Organism: Haliotis rufescens (red abalone)
Lineage: Eukaryota; Metazoa; Mollusca; Gastropoda; Lepetellida; Haliotidae
Product: mucin-3B-like
Exons: 11
Coding region: 76-2985 (969 amino acids)
Biological process (GO): cortical microtubule organization
Cellular component (GO): cortical microtubule
Source: RefSeq, a predicted model, not a curated record